Molecule: messenger RNA, 2681 nt
Organism: Amoebophrya sp. A120
Lineage: Eukaryota; Dinophyceae; Syndiniales; Amoebophryaceae
Source: the annotation of a GenBank genome assembly
GCCAAGGACAGGGAAGACGCAAGAGGACGCGGCCAGGGGGACGUAGCGGAGCUAGCGGCGAAGCUCGGAGCGCUCGAAGUGAGCGAAGUUGUAGACCCCGUAGAGCAGAACAUCGUAGAAACGACCAUGGGCGGCGCAGGUAAAAGUGGGAGCUGCACGUCCGGGCCCGCGUCCGCUUGUAGUUCCCGUACUUCUCGAGAAAUUUGGGGCCGCGGUAAAAUCGUCGCCAAUAUCGUCCCUUUCGCCGCCGGAGUAGCGGAUCUGCCGCGGGAGCAGCUGCGGGCCCGAGCACAAAAAAGGCUCGACGAUUAUGUGGGCACGAUUCCGAGCAAGCACGUGAGACUGAGACAGGAAAAUGGGGUAUUGCGCCAGCUGGGCCGCGAUUUUUUGGCUGGCGUGCUGCAGGAAGGGCUGGCGCGGGAAGAGAGCCGGCGGACGGUGGCGCAGCUGAACAGGGUCAGUAAACGCACCGCGGUCCCCCGACCGUUGGGUACGGAAAACAAGGCUCUACUGAAUGCACAGCAGACCUAUUCCUGCCGCCCUUGGGGGAGUCGUCCCGAAAGUGAACCGGUUCUCCUGCGGUCGCCGGGCCAGACGUCUCACACCAUGGUGUUGCACGAAAAAGAGUAUUUCAAAAAGUUACCGGAGAUGCAAGAAUGGACCUUUAUCCUGAGUGAAAACGUCCCGCCCACGAUUCAUAGACGUCAAGAUAAUUACAUGGCAGUUUAUUACACAAGCCAAGAACUACAUGUUUUGACUGUUUUGCGUGAAAACCUUGCCUCUCUGGUUGUGUAGAAGUCUCAGUCAGCUGGAGCAGUUGCGUCACAAAUCGACCCUGAAUGAGGUUGACAAUAGCUUGCCGGAUAGUUAAAAAAAAAAGUUAGCAUCAGAAAAUGCUUCCUGUUCUCAUGGAGUUUGCUGCGCAUGAGACACAAUGUGGACCUGUUGCAGAUUCACACGACAAAGAACAUGGGGCGGUGCAAAAAUUCCUUCAGCAUGACAAAUAUGGGGUGGGGGCGUUUUUGCGCGUGAUCACCAUCACGGGAGAUUUAAGCCGUCUCGAAGGCUGGUCUACCUCCCGUUUUCGCUUGCCGUACCAUAUUGAAAAGUGCCCGCGCGACCCCAAAUGUCGAAGUGCUUGUAUUGCAAAAUUUUUCAAUGCUGGAAACAUAUCCGACCUUGCAUGUAUCAGCAUGACAGGUUUUCAAGCCAGAGGAGCGGAAGUCUGUGUGGCACAGCGCCAGGUAGUAUGUAAGCAGUAAUCGUCUUAUUGAAGUCGUAUAAAUGGCUUUAGGAGAUUCUAAAGCAAAGCGCGUCGCGUUCCGUUUAUCAUCCCCCUGGCAUUUGUUUUCCAUAGCAUUGCAAAAAGUUUCCCUGGGGACGAUGAAAAUUUGCAAUUCAAACUGUUCGGUCACGUCUGGUGGUGGGGCGGUAUUUUUCAUUUUGAUGCGCCUCUGCUUUUCUAUGCGGAAGAAACAAUGUUGGAACACUCGAUUGGCAACCCGGUCGGGUUUCGCGGAUGGCAGAAAGGAGCAAUCCUUUCCCGUAGUUCCCAGCCGGGCCCGGCUCCGGAGGAACCAUUUUUCGAGGCGCGCGGUAUCCUGAGUAAAAACGUACCCACACCAGAGUCAGGAUGGGGAUUUUGCAACACAAACCUAGGAGUUUUGUGAGUCACGCAUGACAAGUUGCGCUCUGCAGUGUAGUGCAGGUUAGCAAGUGCAGCCGCAUCACAGAUUCCUCCGCUCAUCCUGUUCACAGCAUCACAAAUUCCAAAACACGCUUGGAAAUGACUCUCAUGGGCAUGCGCAUUACAAGUCUUCCUGUCUUUGCAAAUCUGCAUUACAACUCUGGUGUGGGUACGUUUUUACUCAGGAUACGCGGAUUGAGAUAUUCUCGACACGAACGCGGAAUGCAUGAUCUGGUGCUGAAGUUUUCCGCAAUCCUAUCAAAAGGAAAAAUCCCCCCUCCCCAUAUCGAAAACGAAAUUUGUGAUGCUGUAUUUGAGUACACAAAUCGACUUGUAAUGCUAGAAGGCCAAGAGACGCAGCUGUGGCCUCGUUUGAAGGCAAUUUGUCAUGCUGUUCCCCACUUCCAGCUGCCCCCUGUCAUGCUGAAGAUGCAAGGCUUUCCCACGCCAACCAGCACUACAGUCCGCAUCUUUUCCCUUCUAGCAUGACAAAGCUGAUUUGUGGCCACAAAUCUGCAUCACAAAUCUCUAGUGUGAGUAUGGGGUGGGUGGAUUUUUCACUUUCAUAAAUCCCCGUAAGCAGGGACACGCUGGAGGAGCUGUUAGAUUUCAAGAGAGGUAUUACACAGCGCUCGCUAUGAAAUGUAAAAAUGUCUGGGUCUGGAAGAAUGCAACUUGUCAUGCUAAAUCUGAAGCAUGCAAAAAUCUGUGUUGCGUGUUUACCAAAAGCUGUCCACUUUUGACCUAAUCGAGAGGCAGUUUCUCAUGCAGGAUAGGCAUGAGAAAGGUCUCGCAGAAUCUGUCAUGCUAUGUCCCACAUACCAGACGAGACCUCGUGGGUCAUGGAAAACCUGCAUGACAAAAUCUGGCAAUCGUCUAGACCCAGACAUUUUUACAGUUGAUAAUCGCAGUUUCCGACCAAUUGGCUCCUUGCGGAGGGAGACGGGGUUUUCACGUUCAUCCGCUGCAGGGAAAACCCGGGAGGCGCCAUGGC